UCGCGAAGUCGAUCCUGCCUGGGAAAUCCAAGCAGCCGAUCGACCAGCUGGCUCGGCCCACAGCGGCCACCCGCGCCAGGUGGGCCAAGUCGCUAGGCUUGGUCGCGGGCCCUGGGGGCGUGGGGGACUCCGAGGCCCCUGCAGGCUCCAGAGCCCCAUCAGUGGAGCCCCCAGUGCUGCAGGAGCGGGCACCUGCCCCGCCUGCCCCUGGGAGGCUGUUCAGCCCAGGGCUCGAGGGAGCCCUGAGCUCCUUCGGCUUUGCCUGCGCGGCCGACGCACAGGAGCGUGGCAGGGUCGCCAGGGCGGCCAGGUCGGCGGACCCCAGGCCAGUGUUCGGCCUGAGCGCGGAGUGACGGUCGCGCUUCGGGGUCUGGGCCUGGUCGGCUGCGGGCCCGUGCAAGCUCUGUUUGUGGGGCCGUAAGACGGCGUCCGAAUUUGUUGGUGCAUGACAAGCCCCAGGGUUAUAGGAUAAAAAAAUGCCGUCACCGUAGUAAAACAAAGCAAUGUACCAAUUAUCAUGCCAGUGUCGAAUGAUCCACUCGUUCUUUUGUUUAAGCAAUCUCCCCUUGUUAGUUACGUUAGUAUCAUCCGCAGCCGUGUUGGCUCAAUUGUUUGAGGCCCGCUGCGUUGCUCGAACACAUCUAACCAUGUCGGCCGCACGCUUCCAUCGCGGCUGCUUCCAGACACCGUUGCGACGAGUUGAGAUCUCCAGCUGGCACUCGUUGGGAAGCGCUCGGCAGAGCAUCUUCCUGCGUGGGCUGGCAAACGACCUCCUCGCGGCCUCGGCGCCUGGGCUCGUCGUGAGCUCGUGGAGCCACCGCUUCACGGCCGACCGUUUCUACUGGCUUGGCAAGCCGGACAUACCAGGCGAGUUCGACGCGGGCUUGGCCACGGUGCGAAGGAUUGAGGGCCCGCACUCUGCGCGGUUGGUCCUGGCGAUGUUCGAGCCUAGGGGCAGAGAUCCGCUGUUGCUCUACGCCGUCGACCGCAUUUGCACCGAUGCUGCCGGGCGGCCCGCGACACCAGAAGGGCCGUUGGAGACGGGCGUUCGAAGCCACUACCGCUGGCUUCGCGAAGUCCCCGCAGCACUGCUUAUGAGGGGCCCGCCUGCCCGCGCGUCAUGCAUUCCCUCUCGCUCCGUCGCCCCCUCGGCUAAUCACCGACAACUGGCCGUUAUCCCCCUCCGCGCUUGACCUCUCGGUUCCAGCCUGGUGUCUUUGCCAAGCCAGCGGUGGCUUGCUGUUGCAUGUCCCCGCCUGUUCCACGCAUGCAGCCGAGUGGGCGUAGCCGUCUGUUAUCAGAGGUCAUGCGGCUUGGGGGCUCCAGUUUAGCGGAUGGAGGAACAGUUCUGCAGUGCGCCUCCGUCGCGCCUUGUGGCGACAGCGCCCGCGGACGGCGGCGAAAGACAAAGCAGCAGGCACGCCCUGCACAGCCUCGGCCUCGGGCCCGGGCCACUGGCGCCGCGAUGCCAGCGCGGCGCCUGGGGCCCGGACCUCUUGGCCACAGGAGGAG
Messenger RNA from Prorocentrum cordatum, 1512 nucleotides. Lineage: Eukaryota; Dinophyceae; Prorocentrales; Prorocentraceae. The record is from the annotation of a GenBank genome assembly.